GCCAUCCUGUUUGACCUGGACGACACGUUGUACGAGAACGGCACCAUGCAGCACCACGUGGCCGAGAACAUCCGCCACUACAUGGCCGAGCGGCUGGGCAUCCCCGCCGACGAGGUGGCGGAGCAGUGCGCCGACCUGUACCUCAACUACGGCACCACGCUGGCCGGGCUGGUGGCUAACGGCCACGCCGUCGACUACGCCGACUGGCACGCCGCCGUGCACGCCAGCCUGCCCUACGAGUCCUACCUGCGCCCCGACCCCGCGCUGCGCGACCUGCUCGACUCCAUCCCCCUCCCCAAGUACAUCUUCACAAACGCAGACGCCGCGCACGCCGCGCGCUGCCUCGGCCUGCUGGGCGUCGCGGGCUGCUUUGCGGGCGUGAUUGCGUUUGAGGAGGUGCAGGCGGCGGCGGCGGCCGCGGGCCUGGCGCACCACGGCUGCCCCGUGGUGUGCAAGCCCAACCGCCAGGCGUUUGAGCUGGCGAUGCAGCUGGCGGGCGGCCUGCAGCCCAGCACCACGCUCUGGCUGGAUGACAGCGCGCGCAACAUCACCACCGGCCACAAGCUGGGCAUGUACUCGGUGCUGGUGGGGCGCACAGGUGCGAGGGGCGGGGCGCAGGCACUCGUUAUCCGCCACAUCCACGACCUGCCCACCGCCCUGCCCUGGCUCUGGGCAGGCCAGCAG
Molecule: messenger RNA, 684 nt
Organism: Chlorella variabilis
Lineage: Eukaryota; Viridiplantae; Chlorophyta; Trebouxiophyceae; Chlorellales; Chlorellaceae
Exons: 4
Source: RefSeq, a predicted model, not a curated record